Molecule: messenger RNA, 6075 nt
Organism: Macrosiphum euphorbiae (potato aphid)
Lineage: Eukaryota; Metazoa; Arthropoda; Insecta; Hemiptera; Aphididae
Source: the annotation of a GenBank genome assembly
AUGGCUACUUCGUGUUUUUUGUGUGUAUUCUUGAUUUGUAUAGCUGUAUCCCACGGUUAUCAUUCCAAUAUUGAUUUUAAAUCCAAGAAUGAUUCAAUGUUAAAUAAAAGUACAAAUGAUAUUGGUACAUCCUCGGCAAUCUCCAAUGCAGAAUUUUUCGAUAAGGAAAAAAAAAUAAUUGCACAUAAAAAUGAAAUGACCAAAGAAUGUGUUUUAAAACUAGUGGAUGAUCAAACAAACAAUUUAAAUUUUAAAAACAAUUAUGACCAAAAUAUGGAAUUAACUGAAGAUGAAAUGGUUGAAAUUAUUGGUGAAAAUGUAAGAAACUUUUGCAAAGAUAAAAUCAUUAUUUUAAAUAACUUCGAGAAUAAGCGUUUUAGUAGAUCAAAACGUGCAACAGAUAAGAAACGAUAUCAAGGUCAAACCCAAACUCAAUUUGUUAGUUUUGGUUCAAAAAAUUCUAAUCAAGAAACAAAAAAUGGAUUGGCUGAAGCUUUGUCACAACCUGAUUUAUCGAGGGCAACAGUCAGUGGUUUGAAUGGUAUGGGACAAGCUCAAAGUCAGUCAAGCUUUGGGGAAUGUGAUGAAUGUUCUGGACAGGAUUAUAAAACCCAUUCAACACACGUGGACAAUUCUCAUCUGGUACAUUUUCCAUCACUUCGACCUAUAAAUUCUGUUCUUCAAAAUGAAAAUUCAAGACCAUAUAGUGUAUCAAAUACAAAUAAGCAGGCACCAGGCUUACAAAAUGAAGAAAAUCAAGGAGAACAUUCUAUCAAUGGUCAAUAUCCAGGUUCAAGAAUAAACGAUAAAUUACCUGGUAAUCAAGCUCAUGGAUAUGGUGUCAGACCUUUAGUCGAUGGUCAGUAUCAAGUGUCAGGCACAAACAAUAAAUUGCCAGGUAACCAAGACCAAGGAUAUGGUAUAACUCCAUCUAUCGAUGGUCAACAUCCAAGUUCAGAAACAAACAAUAAAUUACCGGGUAACCUAAAUCAAGGAUAUGGUGUCAGACCUUUAGUCGAUGGUCAGUAUCAAGGGUCAGGCACAAACAAUAAAUUGCCAGGUAACCAAGACCAAGGAUAUGGUAUAACUCCAUCUAUCGAUAGUCAACAUCCAAGUUCAGGAAUAAACGAUAAAUUACCUGGUAAUCAAGCUCAUGGAUAUGGUGUCAGGCCAUAUGGUGAUGGUCAAUAUCGAGGAUCAGGAACAAACAAUAAAUUACCAGGAAACCAAUAUCAAGGAUAUGGUAUAACUCCGUCUAUCGAUGGUCAAUAUACAAGUUUGGGAACAAACAAUAAAUUACCGGGUAACCAAAAUCAAGGAUAUGAUAUCAAUCCGUCUAUCGUCGGUCAAUAUCCGGGCUUAGGAAUAAACCAUAAUUUACCGGGAAAUCAAGAUCAAAGAUAUGGUAAUGUACAGAGUUUUCAUGGCCAAUAUCCAGGUAAAAACCAAGGUUCAGAAUCAAAUAAUACUACAGAACUGGGUAAUAUAGACUCAGGACGUGUAUAUAGUUCUGCAAAUGAACAGAAUCCAAAUUUAGCUAAUAUGAAUUCACCUGAAUACAAAAAACCUUUAAACAAUGAUGCCGUUAACCCAAACACAUAUUCCAUUAAUUCUAGUCCAUUUAAUCCUAGUAGCUGGGACUAUCCAAAUAAAAUCGAUAGUAACAAUCCUAAUGUAGAUCAGCAAAUAAAUCAGUCAGGCUUUCCUAAUAUUCCUUCAGGGUUAGGUCAUGGAAUAUUGACUCCACAUAACACACCUAAUUCCGAAUGGACGCGUCCUAGUUACAAUCCGCAAGUUCCAGUAACAACUUCAAUAGGACAUCAAAAUAAACCAUCAAAUUAUCCAUCUAUUCUUAUACCUAACUAUCAACAACAAAUGCCAAAUGUUUUAGGUCAAUUGACACCAAAUAGGCCUAUUUCAAGUGAUACGAACUCACAAAACGAGCAAAGGAUUAAAAACGAAGUUGCUGGAACUAUACACAAUGGAUAUCCGUUGUCUUCAAAUAUACAUGGAGGCCAAGAUUAUACCACACUAAAUUUACCUUCGCUAUGCAAUUUCUUAUACCAGACAUGUCUUAAUGCAUUGUCGAAUAAUAAAAGACUAAAUGAAUUUCAAAUAACUAAUUCACAAAAUAACGAAAGAAUUCCAAACGAAGGAAAACAAGUUGGUAUUACACAGGUACCUAUCACCGAACAGCAAGGUUACCCUUUAUAUGGAGGAGGAAAUCAAAAUCAAAUACAGCCUAGUUAUGGUCUACCUCAAGAUAAAUUAGGAUCAGGCGUGUCCAGUGUACAACAUACUGGAUACACUCCGUCAGGUGUAAAUCUAAAUCCAAUUCAACCUAGCUAUGGCCAACCUCAAAAUACAUUAAGCUUUGGAGGGUCUGGUAUUCAGCAACCUGGAAACGUUCCAUCUGGGGGAAACAUAAAUCAAAUUCAACCUAAUUAUGACCAGCCUCAAGGUACUUUAGGCUCUGGAGGGCCUCGUUUUCAGCAACCGGGAUACAUUCCAUCGGGGGGAAAUGUAAAUCAGAUUCAACAUGGUAAUGGGCAGCCUCAAGGUACAUUCGGCCCUGUAGGAUCUGGUUAUCAGCAACCUGGAUACGUUCCAUCUGGUGGAAAUGUAAAUCAAAUUCAACCUAGUUAUGGCCAGCCUCAAGGUACAUUAGGCUCUGGAGUAUCUGGUUACCAGCAACCUGGAUACGCUCCAUCUAGCGGAACUGUAAAUCAAAUCCAACCUAGUUAUGGCCAGCCUCAAGGUGCAUUAGGAACAGGAGGUUCUGGUGUUCAGCAACACGGAUACAACCCAUCAAGUGGAAAUAUAAAUCAAAUUCAACCUAGUUAUGGUCAGCCUCAAGGUACAUUAAGCUCAGUAGGGUCUGGUUAUCAGCAACCAGGAUACAUUCCAUCUGGCGGAAAUGUAAAUCCAAUUCAACCUAGUUAUGGCCAGCCUCAAGGUACAUUAGGCUCUGGAGGGUCUGGUGUUCAGCAAUCUGGAAAUGUUCCAUCUGGUGGAAAUAUAAAUCAAAUUCAACCCCAAGGUGCAUUAGGCUCCGGAGGGUCUGGUUAUCAGCAACCUGGAUAUGCUUCUUCGGGUGGAAAUUUAAAUCAAAUUCAACCUAGUUAUGACCAGAAUCAAGGUACAUUAAGCUCUGGAGGGACUGCUUAUCAGCAACCUGGAUAUGUUCCAUCUGGUGGAAAUAUAAAUCAAAUUCAACCUCAAGGUGCAUUAGGCUCCGGAGUGUCUGGUUAUCAGCAACCUGGAUACGCUUCAUCGGGUGGAAAUAUAAAUCAAAUUCAACCUAGUUAUGGACAACCUCAAGGUACAUUAGGCUCUGGAGGAUCUGGCUAUCAGCAAUCUGGUAAUGUUCCAUCUGGUGGAAAUAUAAAUCAAAUUCAACCUAGUUAUGGCCAACCUCAAGGUACAUUGGGCUCUGGGGGGUCUGGUAUUCAACAAUCUGGAAAUGUUCCAUCUAGUGGAAAUAUAAAUCAAAUUCAACCUCAAGGUACAUUAGGCUCCGGAGGGUCUGGUUUUCAACUACCUGGUUACGUUCCAUCGGGUGGAAAUGUAAAUCAAAUGGAACCUAAUAAUGGCCAACCUCAAGGUACGUUAGGCUCUGGAAGGCCUGGUUUUCAGCAACCUGUAUACAAUCCAUCAGGUGGAAAUAUAAAUCAAAUUCAACCUAGUUAUGGCCAACCUCAAUUUACAUUGGGCUCUGGGGGGUCUGGUAUUCAACAACCUGGAAAUGUUCCAUCUAGUGGACAUAUAAAUCAAAUUCAACCCCAAGGUACAUUAGGCUCUGGAGGAUCUGGUUAUGAGCAACCUGGAUACGCUUCAUCGGGUGGAAAUAUAAAUCAAAUUCAACCUAGUUAUGGACAACCUCAAGGUACAUUAGGCUCUGGAGGGUCUGGUGUUCAGCAAUCUGGAAAUGUUCCAUCUGGUAGAAAUAUAAAUCAAAUUCAACCCCAAGGUACAUUAGGCUCUGGAGGAUCUGGCUAUCAGCAAUCUGCUAAUGUUCCAUCUGGUGGAAAUAUAAAUCAAAUUCAACCUAGUUAUGGCCAACCUCAAGGUACAUUGGGCUCUGGGGGGUCUGGUAUUCAACAAUCUGGAAAUGUUCCAUCUAGUGGAAAUGUAAAUCAAAUUCAACCUCAAGGUACAUUAGGCUCCGGAGGGUCUGGUUUUCAACGACCUGGUUACGCUCCAUCUGGUGGAAAUAUAAAUCAAAUUCAACCUAGUUAUGGCCAACCUCAAGGUACAUUAGGCUCCGGAGUGCCUGAUUUUCAGCAACCUGGACAAGCUUCAUCGGGCGGAAAUAUAAAUCAAAUUCAACCUACUUAUGGUCAGCCUCAAGAUACUUUAGGUUCUGGUGGGACUGAUGUCCAGCAACCUGGAUAUAAUUCACCACCUGGAGAACAUAACCGAAAUGGUCUUUCAAGUGUUCAAUCACCUUUAGAUGGAAAAAUAGUACCCCAUAGUUAUCCCGGAUCGUAUGGGGAUAACAGUUUUAGAGAACCAAUUCUUAAGCCAGGAUCAGAAAUGGGAAAUAUUAAUCCAUCACCAAAUCCAAUAAUUGGUGGUCAGUUUGGAACAGAUAUAUCAUCUGGAGGUUCUGUGACUCCUAUUGACACUGAAGGAGGAGAUGCACAAUCAAUGACUAAUGUAGAUGUUGAUGGCCAAGAAACAAGAGCGUCGGCUUCAGCUCAAGGAAGGUCCAAAACAGGUAUGAGCCAGACUCAAGUAUCUGGAUCAUAUUUAGGAACAGGAACAUUUUCUGCUCAAGCUCAAACAAGCGAUAGCGAUAAAGGAGCUCAAAGCCAAAUUGUAAGUAAUACAAAUGGUACAACAAGUACAGCUCAAGGAAAAGGUGGAAGGGGACAAGCACAAUCCCAAGUUCUUUAUAAUGCAGAUAACGGCAUUGCCCUAGGUGAAGCACAAAGCUCAGGAAUUAACUAUGGGACAAACACUCAAUUGCAAGCUGGUAUAAAAGGAGGAGUGGCAGAUGCACAAUCAACUGGCCCAGGAAGUACUUCCAGCCAGGCUCAAAUAGGUUUCUUACCACAUGAGUCCAACAACAGCACUAAUCAAAAGUCAUUAUUUAAAGGUAGUGGUGCAACUUCCGCUCAAGGUGGAUCAUAUAGUGGUCAAUCGCAAAGUCAACUGUUUGGGUCAUAUAAGCAUGGAAUUUCAUACAACGGUGCUGCUCAAGCAAGUACUGGUAAAAAACUUCAAAACUUACCAAAAUUAAAUUUGGCUGAUGCCAAGUUAAAAAUUGGGCAACUAGAAGGAUCUAAUAAUGAAGUUAAAAAUCAAACUAAUGCACUCCCGGAAGUACAGCCUAUUCCAAAUGUAUUACAAUCUCAAAAUCAAGUAGAAAAUUCCAAUGUUGAUAACCAAAAACAGCAAAAUAUAUCUUCAACACAGACUCCAUCUAUUUUACCACAAGAAUCUUCUAAGAAUAUUGAUGUUUAUCCUGAAUACGAAGAUAAUGAUGAGUAUGAUGAAGAUAGUGAUGAAACUGUAAAUACAAAAUCAGUACAAACAAAAAAAGAAACAAUUCCAAAGCAAGAGCAAAAUAUUAUUUUAAAAUUAGACGACAAACAUGAUGCCCAAAUUACUCGUGAUUCUGAUAGUCAGCUGAAAUCUGGACAAGUAUUAGAUGCUGGUCAAGUUAUACCAGGGACUAACGGAACUAAAAUACCAAAUGGAUUUAGAGGAAGAGUAGCUUCAGUAGCUGGAGACCAUACCGAAGCUAAAGCCAUUCCGGGAGGUCAAGCUCAAACUCAAACGGUAUUCUUAACACCCGGAGUAGGUAGUUUAACGGUGGUAGACAAAACAAAAUUAAGAGCGCAGUUAAAUAAAGAAUCAUAUGUUAAGCCAAUUAAAAGUUUCAAAACUGAAAUUAAUGGAGGAAUAGGCAAAUUUCAACCAGAUGAAAAGAAUGUUCAGUAUUUUACUAAAUCAUCAACUUGUGGUUACUUUUCAUUUUCGUGUAACUAUGUAAAUGGAGCAAAAGAUGGGCCUAAGAUAUGUAAGCCAAAUCCACCACCUUUCCCAUGCCAGAGAACUAAUAAUUAA